This is a messenger RNA of Pseudoliparis swirei, 6172 nucleotides long. It is a transcript of the gene wdr17, whose product is annotated as WD repeat domain 17. Gene Ontology annotation, molecular function: protein binding. The coding region runs from base 42 to 3866 and encodes 1274 amino acids. The transcript is spliced from 32 exons. NCBI's taxonomy places the organism in Eukaryota, Metazoa, Chordata, Actinopteri, Perciformes, Liparidae. The record is from RefSeq and is a predicted model, not a curated record.
GCUGUCCAUUGUGCACGAGCCAGCUCAGAACUGACGUGAUAAUGGCAAAGGUGAAGCAGGUGGGCUUGCUGGCAGCAGGCUGUCAACCCUGGAAUAAAGAUGUGUGUGCUGCUAGUGGAGACCGCUUCGCCUACUGUGCUACUCUGGCAAUAUACAUCUACCAGUUGGACCAGCAGUACAAUGAAUUUAAGUUGAGGUCCAUCAUGUCAGAGCACAAGAAGACGAUAACAUCCAUCAGCUGGUGUCCUGACAACCCUGAUCUGUUUGCAUCAGCCUCUGCUGAUAAUCUGCUCAUUGUAUGGAACAUAGCAGAACAGAAGACUGUAGCCAGACUGGACAAUACUAAAGGUGUUCCUGCAUCAGUAAGUUGGUGCUGGAACUUUGUUGAUGGAGUGGCGUUUGUGUCCCAACGCGGCCCGCUGUAUAUCUGGGUAUAUGGAGGUACAGACCCUGGGGUCACAGUGCAUAAAGAAGCCCACUCCUUCCUGUCUGAUAUCUGUCUCUUCAGAUGGCACCCCACCAAAAAGGACAAACUGGUAUUUGGACACACUGACGGAAGUCUGUCUGUUUUUCAGCCAGGGACAAAAGGCCAAAAGCAUGUGUUGCGUCCAGAGUCAUUAGAAGGGACAGAUGAAGAGGACCCAGUCAGUGCUCUAGAAUGGGACCCUUUGUCAACUGACUAUUUACUAGUAUCGAACCUCCAUAAUGGCAUCAGGCUGGUGGACAGCGAGGCCUUGGCUUGCAUCACAUGCUUCUGCUUCCCCUCAGCUGCUGCAUCAGUUCAGUGUUUAGCCUGGGUUCCCUCUGCACCAGGCAUGUUCAUCACUGGAGACUCCCAGGUCGGAGUGUUGAGGGUAUGGAAUGUGUCUCGCUCCACCCCUUUGGACAGCUUUAAGCUAAAAAAGACUGGAUUUCAUGCUUUGCAUGUCCUGAACUCGCCACUUGCCAAGAAAGCUCAGAGUUCCUGUUCUCCCAGUAAAAGUCACCACACCAGUUCCACCAGUGAGGCAGUACCUCCCCCAACCCUGUCUCAGAACCGGUCCUUCUCUCUGCCUCCUGGCCAUGCUGUGUGCUGUUUUAUGGACGGUGGUGUGGGACUCUAUGAUAUGGGGGCCAAAAAGUGGGACUUUCUACGUGACUUGGGUCAUGUAGAGACAAUUUUUGACUGUGAAUUUAAGCCAGAUGAUCACAACCUGCUGGCCACAGCUAGUUUUGAUGGAACCAUCAAAAUCUGGGACACAGACACACUAACAGCUGUUUACACCUCCCCCGGCAAUGAAGGAGUGGUCUAUUCCCUGUCCUGGGCUCCAGGAGACCUGAACUGCAUUGCAGGUGCAACAUCUCGUAAUGGAGCGUUCAUCUGGGACGUCAGGAAAGGAAAGAUCAUCACUCGCUUUAAUGAGCAUGGUAAGAACGGUAUAUUCUGUAUAUCAUGGAGCCAUAAAGAUUCUAAGAGGAUUGCUACUUGUAGCGGAGAUGGAUUCUGUAUCAUCCGGACCAUCGAUGGUAAAAUCCUCCAUAAGUACAAACAUCCCGCUGCUGUGUUUGGUUGUGACUGGAGCCAGAACAACAAGGAUAUGAUAGCAACAGGUUGUGAGGAUAAAAAUGUCCGUGUGUACUACCUGGCCACCAGCUCCGAUCAACCUCUGAAAGUCUUCACUGGGCACUUGGCUAAAGUAUUCCAUGUUCGCUGGUCUCCACUUAGAGAGGGAAUACUGUGCUCUGGAUCAGAUGAUGGCACUGUUCGUAUAUGGGACUACACACAGGAUGCGUGUAUCAAUGUGUUGAGUGGUCAUGCAGCUCCUGUCAGAGGCUUGAUGUGGAACACAGAGGUUCCUUACCUCCUCAUUUCAGGUUCCUGGGAUUAUACGAUCAGAGUGUGGGACACAAGAGAUGGGACAUGUCUAGAUGCAAUCUUUGACCACGGAGCUGAUGUCUAUGGUUUAACAUGUCAUCAGAGUCGUCCGUUUACCAUGGCCAGCUGUAGUAGAGACAGUACAGUGAGGCUUUGGUCCCUCACACCCCUCAUCUCUCCACUGCUGUUGAACAUCAUCACCAACCAGCCUUGGGAAAAGAUAAUAGGAAACACGGACACAGCCAUGGUUCCCGGGUCUCCACCGCUGCUCUGUGGUAAAGUGUCUCGAGACAUCAAACAGGAGCUGGAUAAAUUGAGCUCUGACAUCAUGGCCAAGAAGCUCCGAUGGUUCUCUGAAUGCUUUUUGCCCCCAGGAGGCAGUAACAAUCUGUGGGACUUGGUGUCAGUCAUUAACGGCCAGGACGACUCACUGCUACCAGCCAGCUACAGCAAGGGAGUGAUGCACAUGAAACAUCUGCUCAAGUUUAAAACGUCUGAAGCCCAGGAGCUCACUUUAGUCAAUAUGUCUAAAUUUGGAGGAGGUAUUGGAGCUCCCAGUAAAGAGGAGAGGCUGAUGGAAGCAGCAGCCAUCCAUGUGAGACUGGGACAGAUUCAACGAUACUGUGAAUUAAUGGUGGAGCUGGGACAGUGGGAGAAAGCAUUAUCUGUGGCACCAGGAGUCUCCAUGAAGUACUGGAAGAAACUCAUGCAGAGGAGAGCUGACCAACUGAUGGCUGAGGAUAAUGAUGACGCUAUCCCAUACUGCGUCGCCACAGGAGACAUAAGAAAACUUGUAACUUUCUUCACCGGCCGUGGACAACUGCUAGAGUCCUUAAUAAUAGCACAGGGAGCAUGUGAAGGCAACAUUUGUCCACCUGAAAGCUCCCCAGUUAACCACACAACUAAUGAUGUGGAUAACAGACUACAAUACCAGAGUCUCCUCCAUAAGGUAUGUAAGGAACUAGCUGAGUGGUACUUCCAGGACGGAGGCUCUGUCCGGGCGGCAUGCUGCCACCUAGCUGUGGACAACAUCAAGUUUGCCAUGUCGAGUCUUAUCCGAGGUAAUGAGCUGGAGUUGGCAGCAUGCGUGGGUAUUGUCCUAGGAGAGGCAGCUAAUCAGAGCACUGCAUACAGUCUUGAACUCUUGGCCAGGAAAUACAUGAGGACAACUACAUGGGAACUCUCAGCUGACCUACUGCGAAUGAUUCCUGACAACCACAUUCUAUUGGCUAAGCUGUGUGCAUUUUACCCAGGAAGUGUCACUGAAAUCAACCAAUUUCAUGAAAGUUGCGGUCUCCCUUCAAUAGAGGAAUGUAAGGCCCUGGCAGAAGCAGCCAUGUGUGAAGGAGAUUUGUUUUCAGCAGUAAAAUUCCACCUGCUGAGCUCUGAACCAGAGAAUGCCCUGAGGAUAGGGCUAGAUCAUGUUAAAGAACAUCUGAAUCGACCUGAUUGGACAGUGGAUAUUGUUCAACCAAUCCUGGCCCUGUUGAGUUAUAUCAGAACUGACUGCCUCAUCAUGGCCAAGUUGACUGGGGUCCGCAGUGAGCUGUUGAUCCUGUGUGGUUACAUUGGAGGUUUGCUGGCCAUCAGAAGACAGUACUUUAGCAUCGUACCUGCACUCUAUGAAUACACCAGUCAGCUGUUGAAGCGGAGGGAAGUGUGUGUUCCUCUGAAGGUUGAGCAGCUGUCUGUGGAGCUGGAUGCCUGGCGGGCCUGCACACAAAGUAACAGCAAUACUUCAUCAAAGUGUCAAAGAGAGGAGUUUAGCUGCCUCGACAGGAGAAUCAAACCAACACACCCUGUCCUUUGUGGUGCUGAUUAUGUGACGGGCUCCAAUCUGCCAAGCCACUCAGAUGUUCAACUGUCGUGUUUCACUGGACACAGAAUACAGGGUGCAGUGUUUUUGCUCGAGGAUGAUAAAUCAGCGAUCUCUCUAAAUGAUGCCUUAAUGUGGGCAGAAGUCAAUCCUUUCUCCCCUCUGGGAACAGGACUCCGCAUCAACCCCUUCUAAAACAGACACACACACACACACACACAAAGAGAGAGGACAUUACAAGGAAAAGAUUAAUAGAUUGGAAGAAGAACAAUUAAAACAGAGCUACAAAUAUUUGUGUGUGUGCUUCAGCUAACAAUUAAAUUACAUUUUUCAAUGUAAUUUAUUUUUUAAUAUCCCAAAACGUCCCCAAAAAAACCCUGAAAAGGGAAGUAACCUCCGGGAGAGCAACAUAGGAGGAUCUCUCUCUCCGGUGGACAAUAGAUGUCCUGUGUACAGAAUGAACAACAAAACAGAGUUAAAAUCUACUACCAAAAAUAACAGUAACAAUGGGUGAAGUAGAAUAAUAACGAUAAUUAAAGCAGUCAUGGUAUUGGCAAUAAUUAACUAAUUGCAAUGCAACAAGCAAUAACAACGAUAAUGGCGGGAGACGAGAGGGCACAAAUACUUCAGAAAAGGAGCAAAGUUAGUAAUGUGCAUUAAUAGGACAUGAAUUCAUACAGAACAGAGUAGAGGCGCUCAGUAUAUCCUAAGAUCUCUAGGGGCUGGACCAGGGCAAACCUGAUUCACCCCUAACUAUAAGCGCCAUCAAAGAGUAAAGUCUUAAGUCUACUCUUACAUUUGUUGACUGUCUGCUCCCCGGACUAAAAAUGGAAGCUGAUUCCAUAGAAGAGGAGUUUGAUAACUGAAGGCCAUGGCUCCCAACCUAGUUUUUAGGACUAUAGGAACCACAAGUAGCCCUGCAUUCAGUUACUUAGAAUAAUACAAAAAUAAAAUGCACAUAGUGAAAACAGCAAAAACACUAAUGCUGCAAUACAGAAAUAUCAAUAUUAAUUAGUAAUGCUGACUAAAAUGUGAAAUGAUUUUUCUGAAGAAUCUAAAGUGCACUGCUGAAACUAAAUCCGAAUUGGAAGAUAAACCAGAAAGAAGCAGAGAAAAUAAAUGCAUUACGAGAAAAGAAAAUUACUUUUCCCCUGAAGGGUUAUUUGGGAGUUUUUCCUGAUCCGAUGCGAGGUUUUGGGGCAGGGAUGUCUAUGUGUACAGAUUGUAUAGCACUCCGAGACAAAUUUGAAAUUUGUGAAAUUGAGCUCUACAAAUGAACUGAAUUGAAUUGAAUUGAAAAGAUGGAAGUGAAACAUUGGAUGCAAAAUGUCAAGGGUAAGAAUAAAAAUUCAUUACAUAAAGCUCCAUUUUAUUAUUAUUUGUGCUUUAAAAAGUGUAAGCAAUAGAACAUAAGCGUACUUGUACGUAAAGAGCAUUUGGUGUUUGCAUGUAAACAGCUAAAACACAUUUUGAAGCUCUGCUGAUGUAAUUUAAAAUGAGCAAAGUUCGAAGCUUAACUGCAUUACCUAAAAAAAAGAUAAGUUGAUAUACAAUGCUAUAAAAGCUGGAAGCUAAACUGUAAUUUAUUAUCACAGGUGGAAGUUGAAACUGAUUGACUGACAAGCCUCGAUGAAGGAAUGCUUUGUGUUUUUAAGAAAAAGGCUUAAAAGGUAGAAAAAAGUUAAAUACAAGCAAAAAUGUCCAUUAAGAGCAAUAUGUUUCUGUAUGCAGAAAUAAGUAGUUGACAGAAAAACAUAUGGCUAAGAAUACUUAAACGGCUGUUAUCUUUUGGGACUUAUUUUGUUCAGCUUACUGUAUGGUUGUUCCUAAAGGGUGUAAAGCACCACUAACCUAACGUGUGCGUCUGCAGAGGCUUGGUCUAGGACGCAAGAACAAGUAAAAUAGUUUACUCUUACUCACUCUCCUGGCCAUUGGUACAUUCGUCAGAGGCAGGGUUGCCAGGUCUGUGUGACAAAACCAGCCCAAUGGCCAAUCAAAACCAGGCCAAUGGCCAAUAAAACAAGCCCAAAAAACAAGCCCAAUUUCAGAACUCAAAAUAUGCCUGUGCCAAACCAUAUACACUGCUUUUAAAGUCCAACAUCAUUGCCAAAUGUAUUGUAAUAUCUACAAAGUAACACCAAAUGGUUAGUAUGCCAGCAUUAAAAGCAGUUUUCCCGUAAGUUAUUUCACCUAGGUCCUAAAAUGGCCUUGUGUAAUUAGAUACAGUAUAUUAUCAUAAAUAAAAUAUAGCUCUGUGAACGUGUAGACCAAUUCACUGACGGACAAACUAACCUGUUGCUUUGUCUUGAGGCUUUCUCUUCCCUUUUCUCUCUUCCACCCUGCCUGGACAACAUGAAUGUACUGUUUUUACUUCAUAUGCAUUUACUGUAGUUAAUGCAAUACCUUAUUUCAACUGAAACACCUUAUUUUUAUCAUAUACUUAUAGUUCAUACAUGUGUAAAUAGGCUAUGCAUUUACUGAAUUAAAAUAAUUUCAGCUUA